Molecule: messenger RNA, 1987 nt
Organism: Sphaerodactylus townsendi
Lineage: Eukaryota; Metazoa; Chordata; Lepidosauria; Squamata; Sphaerodactylidae
Gene: MSLN
Product: mesothelin
Exons: 11
Coding region: 93-1187 (364 amino acids)
Biological process (GO): cell-matrix adhesion
Cellular component (GO): cell surface
Source: RefSeq, a predicted model, not a curated record
AAGGGCCACACCCUGCCCCUUUGCAGUGAAAAGCAGCCGCGCUCUGCCUGAGCUGUCAGCCCUAAACUCCAGGAGGAGAGAACGUGCUAGUCAUGGGACGGGAUCUGUUUGGAAUAAUGUUCUCGUCCUACAAAGUCCUCAGUUGCUUGCUUCUGGCUGGCUGGAUAGCAUCCACCGUCUCUGAGUCUGAGAAGACAGUGCUGAGUGCCCCGGGGGCCUGGCUGAAGUGCUUCCGAGAUGCCUCCUGCCUGCUGAGAAAAGACCUGGCGGCCUCAGUGAAGACCCACCCCUUUGCCAGGCUCAGACGUUCUGCAGAUCCACCGUGCCCACCCAACAAAACCGUGACAGAUGAAAUAGCACAAGAUGAUUUUGAGCUGUUAGAAUACUCCCCCAAGGACUUGCGUGCAUGUUUGGGAGAAGAAGUCCUUAAAAGGAAUCUGGACGCCAUCUCCUACUACCCCUUCCCUGAUGACCGGUUGCCUGUGUUGAAGGAAAAGCUGGAUCAGACUGGAUACCCGGAUCCAGUGCUCCGCAACAUUGGAGGUUUCAUGUAUUUAAUGCGUCCAGAGGACAUUAAAAAGUGGAAGUUAAAUUCAACAGAAACGCUUGCUUCAUUGCUUGGCGCUGAAGGUGUUUUGCCUGAACAGGCUGCUGACAUAAUUGCUCAGUACAUCACUUCUGGGGGCUCAUUGAAUGGGAUUGAUGCCAAAGACAUCUGCCUCUUGAAUCCAGAUCAGCUUAAAAAGAUUGAUGAAAACGCAAUCAGAGAGGCUAAACCCCUAAACCUUUCCAACUGCAACCAAACCACCCAAGAUGCCCUGUAUCCCAUAGCCAAGCGGGCUUUCUCUGACAAACACAACAUCCCUGAAUAUUACAAAGGCAUCAAGCCAUAUUUAGGAGGGGCUCCGUGGGAAGAUCUGAAGGCGCUCAGCAAAGAUAAAGUAAACAUGGACAUUGACACAUUUAUGAAGCUGAGGAAGGACGUCAUUGUGAAACUAACGCCGUCUGUGGUCAAGGGUUUGUUGGGCAGAAACCUACAGGAUCUGAAGGAGCAGGAAAACAAUCUGUGCAUCAAAGACUGGAUCGUCAGACAGAAGCAAUCGGAGCUGGAUAAACUGGGCCUGGGGUUCACUGGGGGGACACCCGAAGGAUACAUAAAUAUCACACCCAGAUACAACAAUCAGUAGUGUAGGAGACGCCUGCCCCAAUGGGGACCCUCAGCCCCCCGAUGGAUGGAAACGAGUUUCUGCAAUCCCCCACUUGCUGCUGACCCACUGACGUGCCUUCUCUUUCCACCAGGCCCUUCAGGGAAAUCAGGGGCGCCCCGGAGCCUUACCGUGCAUCUCGUCCCCUCGCUUCUUCUGACUCUGUUGCUGACCGCCUUCCUUUCAUGAAAUUUCCCCAGCUUUUAAAAUAAACAGAGAGCAUAUGCUGGAGAGACCGACCUUGACUGUUUUGCUGUGGUUUUCCACCAACUCUCAGAUCUGCCUGUGAUAGAAAACCAGAAAAAUGUAUGGGGGGGGGGGGAAGGGAGAGCAGAAGAAGGGGGAAAAUUCCUUCUUCCUGCCAUGUAAGGAGAGAGAUACUGUGAAUAAUUUCUCCAAAACUCUGCUGUGUUUUCACAUGUGCCGACGUUAGUUGAAAAGCAGGCUUGUUCUAGUUGUGAAUGCAAAUCCUGACACUCUUUGAAAAGUCAAAUGCAGGACCAGAUGGAAUGGUGAAAAUCUAGGCUUAGUUGUUUAGUCUAGAAAUCCCAGGGAUAAGUUACACUUAAGCAUAAAUGUGCUUGUUUCACAAAUUGUUGAUCAGGGAACAUGGGGGGUGGUUUAACCCCCUCUCCCCCAGCAACACAAGUAACUGCAAAAGCUAUGUAGAAAAACAGAAUGAAAAGGGGGAAAAAUCGGACACUGGUUAACAAGGAAGUCUCGCUUUUCUGUACCUCUGUGCCUGGAUGUGGUGUGCAAAAUAAAACAUUUGGUCUUUUCUC